Messenger RNA from Spinacia oleracea (spinach), 1188 nucleotides. RefSeq names its product soluble inorganic pyrophosphatase 1. Gene Ontology annotation, biological process: phosphate-containing compound metabolic process. The transcript has 9 exons. Gene Ontology annotation, molecular function: inorganic diphosphate phosphatase activity; magnesium ion binding. The coding region runs from base 201 to 854 and encodes 217 amino acids. Gene Ontology annotation, cellular component: cytoplasm. NCBI's taxonomy places the organism in Eukaryota, Viridiplantae, Streptophyta, Magnoliopsida, Caryophyllales, Amaranthaceae. The record is from RefSeq and is a predicted model, not a curated record.
GGCAAAGACAUGUUUAAGAAGAAUCAGAGGUGCCACCUUAAUUCUGCACCCUAUAAUUUCUUUAACCAUAAGCUAAUCACCAUUCCUUCCUUCCUUCUCUCUCUCUCUAAUUAUAUAUAUAAUCUCUCUUCUAACAUCAUUUUAUAUCCUCCUCCUCCUCAAUUACAUUUUCUCCAUUACAUUUUCCUAAGUUUGAAGAGAUGAAUUUUGAAGCAGUAGAUGAAAAUGAAGAGAUGGUGAUCCCAUCACCACGUCGACCUGCCAAAUUGAAUGAGCGAAUCCUUUCCUCCUUAUCCAGGAGAUCAGUUGCUGCACAUCCAUGGCAUGAUCUUGACAUUGGUCCUGAAGCACCAAAAAUUGCCAAUUGUGUUAUUGAGAUCUCAAAAGGAAGCAAGGUCAAAUAUGAACUUGACAAGAAAACAGGAUUAAUUAAGGUUGAUCGUAUUCUGUAUUCAUCAGUGGUGUAUCCUCACAACUAUGGUUUUAUCCCUCGCACAUUAUGUGAUGACAAUGAUCCUAUCGAUGUCUUGGUCCUCAUGCAGGAACCAGUCCUUCCUGGUUGUUUUCUGAGAAUAAAGGCAAUUGGGUUGAUGCCCAUGAUUGAUCAGGGUGAGGCAGAUGACAAAAUCAUAGCAGUUUGUGCUGAUGAUCCAGAGUACAAGUUUUACUCAGACAUCAAGGAACUUCCUCCACACAGACUUGCAGAAAUUCGUCGUUUCUUUGAAGACUACAAGAAGAAUGAGAACAAAGAAGUUGCUGUUAAUGACUUUCUGCCAAAGGAGGCCGCCUUUGAGGCUAUCCAGCACUCAAUGGAUCUGUAUGGUGAAUACAUAAUGCAUACUCUGAAGCGGUAAAUCAUAUGUGCAACCAUGUUCUUGAGCAUCGUCAAAAGAUUAUGAGUUUUUUUCUACAAUGUUCAAGAAAGUUUAUUGAUAUUGGGGUUAAAAGUUAGAGGAAGUAGCUGAUAAUUCCUCUCACCCACUAAAAUUACUACAGUAUAAGCAUGGCAACAUACUCCUCUGAUCAGAUCAGAGUUCAAAGAGUUAUUUUCAACACCACAACCCCUUUAUAUUUGGGGAUUACGGCGUAAUAUUAUUUAUUUUUUCUCUUGAGGGAAUUAUCAACUUUGUUAGCCAAAAUUUGGUUAUGUUUUUUUUAUUAAUGAUAUUUAUAUUUUUUAAAGUUCAA